This is a messenger RNA of Dichotomopilus funicola, 2001 nucleotides long. RefSeq lists its product as uncharacterized. The transcript is spliced from 2 exons. Bases 1 to 2001 code for a protein of 666 amino acids. Gene Ontology annotation, molecular function: CoA-ligase activity. NCBI's taxonomy places the organism in Eukaryota, Fungi, Ascomycota, Sordariomycetes, Sordariales, Chaetomiaceae. The record is from RefSeq and is a predicted model, not a curated record. Gene Ontology annotation, biological process: secondary metabolic process.
AUGGCGCCCGGACAGGCCUACACGGGGGGUCCGCCUGGACAUGUUCCCCUUGACAACGCCUUUUCCUUCGCUUUCAGCCAGCCUCUGCAGGCGGCUAACGACUACACGCCGCGCGAGCUAAUGCUGCCGCGCAUUGAAGAUGAACGGCCGAUUUUCAUUGACAACAAGACGGACCGCACGCUGAGGUUUGGCCAAAUCGGCAAAGAUGCCCGCGCCGUCGCGGCCGGCCUACUGCGCUUGGGGCUGGACCCCAACGACACUGUCAAGCUUCCCCCGACGGCAUCGUGCCCCGCCGGCCCCGAGAUCGCGCCUGUAGUGCUGAUCCAGCUGCCGAACUGCCUGCCCUACGCACCCAUCCUGUUUGGUGUUCUCGCGUCCGGGCUGACGGCAACCCUCGUGUCGCCCGCGCUGACGAGCGACGAGAUCGCCUGGAUUCUGCAAAAUGCCCGCCCGCGCGCCAUCAUCACGGCGACCGCCUGCCUGCCCGCCAUGCAGGGCGCCAUCGCGAAGCAGGCCGACGCGGCCCGCACCUUCUUUUCGACUGUUCCGCUCUUCACCGUCGACGCGGCCGGCGACCCGUACCCGCAGCCGGCCUCGCCCACCCCGCUCCCGUCCGACUGGCGCGCCCUUCUCGCCCCAGAGCCCAAGCCCAAGCCUACCGUCAACCUGUCCCCCGGCUUCCCCGCAUCCCGCGCGGCCUCCCGCACAGCCGUGAUCCUCUGGUCCUCCGGCACAUCCGGUCGCUCCAAGGGCGUGCUCCUCUCGCACCACGCGCUCAACUUCACCAUCGCCUCGAUGUGGCACGACGCCGACUUCUACCUCGCACGCCCGCAGCGCCAAGUCUGGCUCGGCUACGUGCCCUUCUACCACGUCUUCGGCCUCUGCAACGUGUUCCUCCUCGCCGUAGCCACCGGCACCGCCGUCUACACCAUGCCCAGCUUCCACCUUGAGACCGUCCUCCAGGCCGUGCGUGACCGCGGCGUGACUUACUUCCACAUGGCCCCGCCCGUCGCCGUCAUGCUGGCCAAAGCCGCCGUCGUCGAGCCGUAUGCCCGCAGCGGCGGGUUCAAGACGGUCACGGCGGGGGUCACGGGGGGCGCGCCGUUGGGGCAUGAGGUCAUUGAGGAGGUGUACAAGCGCUGCGGGUUCCGCGUCCGCAUGGGGUAUGGCCUGAGCGAGACUUGCGCUACGGCGCUGCAGGGCGGGUGUGGUGAGAAGGAAAUGCGUGCACACGCGGGGGAUACUGGCGUGCCGCAUUGGGGGGUGGAACUGCUGAUUGCUGCGAAUAGCGGCGAAGGGGUGUACGCGACGAAACCGGGGGAGAAGACCAAAGCUGCGGCGUGGGAUGAGGAAGGGGAAGUCUUGAUCCGUGCUCCCGGACUGCUGCUCGCCUACCUCCCCAUUGGCGUUUUCUCCUUUUCGUCUUCGUCUUCAUCAUCCUCCUCUUCAAAACAACAACAACAACAACAACAACAACAACAACUAGACAUGUCAGUAACGCAAGAAGCCCUCACCGCCGACGGGUGGUUCCGCACCGGCGACGUCGGCGCACUGUCCCCCGCCGGCCGCCUGCGCAUCACCGACCGCCUCAAGGAGCUCAUCAAGGUGCGCGCGUACCAAGUCGCCCCCGCCGAGUUGGAGGCCGUGCUCUGCAGCAGCGAGGCUGUCGCCGAUGCCGGGGUGAUCGGUAUUUAUGACAAGUCGGAGGCGACAGAGUACCCGCGUGCGUUUGUCGUGCCGCGGGCUGCGGGGACGGUUACGGGAGGGGUUGCGAAGAUGUCGCGGGCGGAGUUGGAAGGACUGGCGCAGCAGUUGAAGGUGUUGGUGGAGACGCGGACGGCGAAGUAUAAGUGGUUGGUGGGCGGGAUCGUGUUUGUGGAUCAGAUUCCGAAGAGUCCGAGUGGGAAGAUCUUGCGGCGGCUGUUGAAGGAUGGUGGGGAGGUGGCGAGGGGGGUUGAGUUUAAGGUGUAUACCAAGAAGAGGCGGGAUGCUAAGUUGUGA